CUUCGCUAAGGAUUGUCUUGUCAGUAAGAAAAAACAAAGCCUUCGCCACGGGCCUGUCCGUCUUCCGACCACACCGGUCCAUCGAUCUCGGCGAUGGGGAUCGGCAUGAGCAGCGGCCGGCAGUACUUCGCCGGCCGGACGCUGCCGCUGUUGGCUGUGCAGAUGCUUCUACAGUACGGCCCGGCCGACGCAAGCCGCCCGCCCUUGACGGCCGCGCUGGUCGCCGCCAACGCGCUGGUGUACUUCCGCCCGGGCGCCGUCGACGCGCACCUACCCCGGCUCCGGCACGUCAUGUUCAACCCCCAUCUCAUCAUCAAGUUCGGCGACCUGAGACGUUUCUUCCUCUCAGCUUUCUACCACUUGAGUGAAGGUCACUUCUUCAUGAACAUGGCUUCUCUCUUGCGCACGGGGGCAAAGCUUGAAACAUCAAUGGGCAGUCCCGAGUUUGCUUGCAUGGUGGUUUCCUUGCUUGGCCUUUCUCAGGGCUUCACACUGCUCUUGUCUAAGGGCUUGCUUUCGCUCGGCAACGACAUGGUGUAUUAUCAGUAUUCUGCUGGAUUUAGUGGAGUGCUGCUUGGCAUGAAUGUUGUGCUGAAUGCCCGAGAAGGCGAUGUUGUCUGGCAUGGGGUGACCGUUCCUGCAAAGUAUGCGACAUUGCUUGAACUAGUACUCGUCCAUGCUUUCAAUCCGGAGGCGCACUUGAUUUGCAAUGUUGGUGGGAUACUUGCUGGCCUGGCCUACCUUUUACUGAGGCACGGUCCAGAACGUCUCGUUCCUAUGUUUUCAGGCAUUGCAGACGUCGUGAGUCAGCCGGCGAGAUUUGCUAAGAAACUUCUAAGGCCAGCAGCACAUAGUCGGGGGAGCAGUGUCCGGCGCCAUGUUGCACCGGCGCAAGAAGAGGUUGGGCAAGGUAUGCGGUGGAGAUGCAUAACAUGUUCUUGUGACAACUCGCGUUACACAGAUGUCUGUGAGAUGUGCAGCACUCCGCACCCGGACCAUGCCUUUUCCCGCAGACGGCAUCUCCAAGACGAUGGAAACAACGAGCUCUCAGUCGAGGAGAUCCGCCGUAGGAGGCUCGAAAGAUUUGGAGGAUGAUGUAGUCUGCACCAACGCAACUUCCAUAGGGAAGUAGCAGUGCAAUGUCCAAGUAGUCCGCACGGAGAAUGGCAGGCAUCUGCCCGUUUUGUGCUAGAUGGUUUAGUGUUCCUUGGUUCUAGCAUUAGUUAUAUGUGGAAUGCUUUACGUAAUUGAAAUUGGUCUUAAUCACCAUUACUGUUGCUGAUACAGUUAUGUUCUUUAGCUUGAAUCUUUGACAACCAGAAAGCAGUUUCCCGGUGAUGA
Messenger RNA from Triticum urartu, 1341 nucleotides. RefSeq names its product rhomboid-like protein 14, mitochondrial. NCBI's taxonomy places the organism in Eukaryota, Viridiplantae, Streptophyta, Magnoliopsida, Poales, Poaceae. Gene Ontology annotation, molecular function: serine-type endopeptidase activity. Gene Ontology annotation, cellular component: membrane. The record is from RefSeq and is a predicted model, not a curated record.